GUGCCUUUAAAUUGCUGCUUUCAGAGGGUGCAUCUAGGGGGAGGUGGGAGGGAGAAGAGGGAAACAUCUUCCUACCAGUCUCCCUCCUCUCUCCCCUCCAAGAUUCUCCAGGGUUUGGAGAGUGAUUGCUACCCAAAGAGCAUCUUUGCUAGCUCCCUGACCGGCAAGCUGAGACCCUCCACAGCCUAAGGGAAACCAAAUCAGGACCGGUAGGGUUAUCUGUGUCAUGAUCAUUUCUAUGGAAAUAGUUCUGGUCCCUGACUGGUAAAGACAGGACAGAAAAGAGGGCAGAAGAAAAAAAAAGAGCAUACAACUCCUAGCCCAGCUCCACGCGCACUUUUGUGGGCAGCCCAAGUUGGAGAAGGCUCUGUACUUUUGGCGUUCCCACAGGGAUAUCCGCUCUCACCUUGGCAGCCAGGCUGGGAAAGGGAUCCAAGUUAUCCGUGGAAUGACAUCUCUUGCUCCUGCAACUCUCUCCUUUCUUCUCCUCUGGACCCUGCCAGGGAAGGUCCUCCUCAGGGUAGCCUUGGCAAAAGAGGAUGUCAAGUCUGGAACCAAAGGCUCCCAGCCCAUGUCACCAUCUGAUUUUCUGGACAAGCUUAUGGGGCGAACAUCUGGAUAUGAUGCCAGGAUUCGACCCAAUUUUAAAGGCCCUCCUGUGAACGUGACCUGCAACAUCUUCAUCAACAGUUUUGGCUCUGUCACCGAGACCACUAUGGACUACCGGGUCAAUGUUUUCUUACGGCAGCAGUGGAAUGACCCACGUUUGGCCUACCGAGAAUAUCCUGACGACUCUCUGGACCUCGACCCCUCCAUGCUGGACUCUAUCUGGAAACCAGACCUGUUCUUUGCAAAUGAGAAGGGGGCCAACUUCCAUGAGGUGACCACAGACAACAAGUUACUGCGCAUCUUCAAGAAUGGCAAUGUGCUCUACAGCAUCAGAUUGACCCUCAUUUUGUCCUGCCCAAUGGACCUCAAGAACUUCCCCAUGGAUAUCCAGACCUGCACGAUGCAGCUGGAAAGCUUUGGUUACACCAUGAAUGACCUCAUGUUUGAGUGGCUGGAAGAUGCUCCUGCUGUCCAAGUAGCUGAGGGACUGACUCUGCCCCAGUUCAUUUUGAGGGAUGAGAAGGAUCUAGGCUAUUGUACCAAGCACUACAACACAGGAAAAUUCACCUGCAUUGAGGUCAAAUUUCACCUGGAACGACAGAUGGGCUACUAUCUGAUUCAGAUGUACAUCCCCAGCCUGCUCAUCGUCAUCCUGUCCUGGGUCUCCUUCUGGAUCAAUAUGGAUGCUGCUCCAGCCCGUGUAGGUCUUGGCAUCACCACUGUGCUCACCAUGACAACCCAGAGCUCUGGCUCCCGGGCCUCUUUGCCUAAGGUGUCCUACGUGAAGGCGAUUGACAUCUGGAUGGCUGUCUGCCUGCUCUUCGUGUUCGCUGCCUUGCUGGAGUAUGCUGCUGUCAAUUUUGUUUCUCGUCAGCAUAAGGAAUUCAUGAGACUCCGAAGAAGGCAGAGACGCCAACGCAUUGAGGAAGACAUAAUAAGAGAAAGCCGCUUCUACUUCCGUGGCUAUGGCCUGGGUCACUGCCUGCAGACAAGGGAUGGAGGUCCAAUGGAAGGUUCUAGCAUUUAUAGCCCCCAACCUCCUGUUCCUGUUCUAAAGGAGGGAGAAACCAUGCGGAAACUCUAUGUGGACAGAGCUAAGAGAAUUGACACCAUCUCACGGGCUGUUUUCCCUUUUACUUUUCUCGUCUUCAAUAUCUUUUAUUGGGUUGUCUAUAAAGUACUACGGUCAGAAGAUAUCCACCAGGCACUAUGAAUUUAGUGGGCUCUAGAGU
Molecule: messenger RNA, 1841 nt
Organism: Dipodomys ordii (Ord's kangaroo rat)
Lineage: Eukaryota; Metazoa; Chordata; Mammalia; Rodentia; Heteromyidae
Gene: Glra4
Product: glycine receptor, alpha 4
Exons: 9
Coding region: 449-1822 (457 amino acids)
Biological process (GO): chemical synaptic transmission; chloride transmembrane transport; regulation of membrane potential
Cellular component (GO): plasma membrane; neuron projection; synapse
Molecular function (GO): transmitter-gated monoatomic ion channel activity; glycine binding; chloride channel activity
Source: RefSeq, a predicted model, not a curated record